UGGAGCAGAAGAUGGUUGCAAUGGCUCGAAGAUCUGAACUGGGCUGUAUGGCUGACUGUUUAUUUUGUGGAGUUUGUAACAAUCCCAGCCGCCGCCCGCUCCAAGAUCCAAAUCUGCAUCUUAUUAAUUGUAUAAUUCCAAGAUGAAAUUUAAUCUGGUCAGCCAAUUUCUGCAGCGACGACUUCUCGGGAACACAUAGUUCCUCCGUCUCUGCUUUGAAGGGAAUUGAUAUGGGCAAAUUCAUUUGAGUUGAGAUUCGAAUCGCGAAAUGGGUUGCGGGAAUUUGUUCUUCUUGGUUCUUGUAACCUUCUCCGUAGCCCUAAUUACCUACAACAUCAUCAUCUCUGCUAAUGCCCCUCUUAAGCAAGAGCUUCCUGGUCCAUCGAGAUUUUCGUCUUCCAUUACUAUCGACCCUGUGAUUAAGAUGCCGGUGGAUAGAUCGAAGUCUUCUUCCUCCAAGCGACUGUUCCAUACGGCCGUCACUUCCUCGGAUUCGGUUUACAACACUUGGCAGUGUCGGAUCAUGUACUAUUGGUUCAAGAAGUUCAAGGAUGAACCUAAUUCUGAGAUGGGUGGUUUCACCAGGAUCUUGCACUCGGGGAAGCCCGACAAGUAUAUGGAUGAAAUUCCCACGUUUGUUGCUCAGCCUCUGCCGGCGGGAAUGGAUCAGGGCUACAUAGUCCUCAAUAGACCGUGGGCGUUUGUGCAAUGGCUUCAAAGUGCGGACAUCAAGGAAGAUUACAUACUCAUGUCAGAGCCGGAUCAUAUUAUUGUCAAACCUAUACCAAAUUUAUCUAAGGAUGGGCUUGGGGCUGCAUUUCCUUUCUUUUACAUUGAACCCAAGAAGUAUGAGAAGCAACUACGGAAGUUCUUCCCUGAGGACAUGGGUCCAAUUACGAACAUCGAUCCGAUAGGGAAUUCGCCUGUUAUUGUUGGAAAGGAUUCUCUCAACAAAAUAGCUCCCACUUGGAUGAAUGUCUCCUUGGCUAUGAAGAAGGAUCCUGAAACUGAUAAGGCUUUUGGAUGGGUUCUUGAAAUGUAUGCUUAUGCCGUUGCUUCCGCUCUACAUGGUGUUGAUAACAUUCUGUAUAAGGACUUCAUGAUUCAGCCACCAUGGGAUACCGAAGUUGGCAAGAAGUUCAUAAUCCAUUAUACUUACGGAUGUGACUACACUAUGAAGGGAGAACUGACUUAUGGGAAGAUUGGAGAAUGGAGAUUUGACAAAAGGUCUUAUGAUAGUGUCGUUCCCCCAAGAAACCUUCCCUUGCCACCACCUGGGGUACCCGAAAGCGUGGUGACACUGGUGAAAAUGGUUAAUGAAGCCACAGCAAACAUUCCUAACUGGGGAUCGUAAGUAAGUUUGGAUAGAUGUGCUCGAGAAGUAUGUUGACCCGGUACUUAAUUUGAUUCUUACACAAUAUAUUAUACGUUCUUGGAUAUGUAUCAAUUAUCUCGUAUCUGAUUGUAGGCAUAUGUAUCAAAUCUGUGUAAACGUUGUUUGGUUUUUGUGCAAAAUAAAUAGGCUAGCAUUCUCUUCAA
This is a messenger RNA of Cucurbita moschata (crookneck pumpkin), 1539 nucleotides long. RefSeq names its product hydroxyproline O-arabinosyltransferase 1-like. NCBI's taxonomy places the organism in Eukaryota, Viridiplantae, Streptophyta, Magnoliopsida, Cucurbitales, Cucurbitaceae. Gene Ontology annotation, molecular function: glycosyltransferase activity. The transcript is spliced from 8 exons. The record is from RefSeq and is a predicted model, not a curated record. The coding region runs from base 269 to 1354 and encodes 361 amino acids.